ACCUUGCUUCAGAGGAGGAGGAGCUGGGGGUAUCGGGCUGAGAGAGCAGCAAACAAAAUAUGCCUACUUAUAGAUCAGGAAGCGGGUGAAAGAUAUUGAAGAGAAAAACAAAACAGCGCAGAUAUGGCUGAGGAGUUAAAGAGAUUUCUAUACAAGAAGUUACCAAGUAUUGAAGGACUCCAUGCCAUUGUUGUAUCUGACAGAGAUGGUGUACCGGUUAUAAAAGUUGCCAAUGAGAAUGCUCCUGAACUUGCUUUGAGACCUAGUUUCCUUUCUACAUUUGCACUAGCAACAGACCAAGGAAGUAAGCUUGGACUCUCCAAAAAUAAAAGUAUCAUCUGUUACUACGACACAUGCCAGGUUGUUCAGUUCAACCGACUGCCUUUGGUUGUAAGCUUCAUUGCAAGUAGUGAUGCCAACACAGGCCUCCUUCUCAGCUUAAAUGAAGAGCUCGGGGACUUGUUUGAAGAACUUCAACAUGCAGUGGAAAUCUAAGAAGAAAUAAAUUCUAUUUCAGUUCUAUACUGUAAUUCCCAUAGAUGUUAGCAGGGAUGUGUUUAGGUCCGGAGCUGACCUUUACAGCGCCCCUGAACAUGCAGAAUAACAUCACCUGCACUAGGCAUGUUUCAUCACUUCCACAUUUAUUUUACUUUCUGAAUCGCAAAGAUGGGCCGUGUACCCCUCACCCCUUUUUUAUAUAUAUUUUUUUAAAUUUCAGUUAUAUAGGCACACCCCAAAAGCUGCCACCCUAAACACAGGCCCUUUGGCGCAAUUAUAUAAAUAUGGCCCUGGAUGUUAGGCAUUGGUCAUACGAGACCGGCGUGACUGGAAAUGGUGCAGACUACACCCCCUUACUGUUGUUAAUGUGCAUAUAAGUACUUGAAACAUGCACAAUAUUAAAUAAGUAGGCCCUGCUUAUAAGAGCCUGUUUUAUUAGUGGUGGAAAAAAACAGUUCACUACAGGGGAAUUCUAUGUCACGCUCUUUAUUUGUAUAGACAUUUUUAGGGUUAUAUUUAUGAAAUAUUUACCCUUUAAUGAAUAUGCACUACAAAUCCUUUGUAAAUGAAUAGAGGGCUGUAGUGCUGCCAUUUGCUAAAAUGCGAUGCUUUUUUUAGCUUUUGAUAAAUAUUCCACUGUGUGCCUACUUAAGAAAGCUAUUUUUCCUAGUGUAUGAUUACUAACAAGUAUUUAUAAAGCACCAGUAGGUGUAUACAUUGAAUGUACAAACUACAUUCAAAACAACCAUAACUGAUGAGGUUAAGAGGGUCCUGCGCAAUACAGUUUACAGUAUUGAUGAAAAAUUAAACAUUUAAUAAGAUAAUAUAUAAUACAGGUACAUAUAAUUCAUAUAUGCUUAAAGAAGUUAAUUUUCUAACUAAUGUUAAGUCUUCAGUAAUAAUGAUGAGUGCUUUAAGUAACACCCAACUCUAUUUUUUUCGAUAGUUUCAAAAAAAGAUUUGCAUAUAUAUACAUUUAAGUACAAUCAAACUGUAAUCGUUGAUACGUUACAGGGCUUGACAGUGACAUGAUAUUAAAGCUGGUUUGAUUAAAUAA
Xenopus laevis (African clawed frog) is the source of this 1555-nucleotide messenger RNA. It is a transcript of the gene lamtor3.L, whose product is annotated as late endosomal/lysosomal adaptor, MAPK and MTOR activator 3 L homeolog. Gene Ontology annotation, cellular component: Ragulator complex; bounding membrane of organelle; late endosome membrane. Gene Ontology annotation, biological process: regulation of TOR signaling; cellular response to amino acid stimulus; positive regulation of TOR signaling. The record is from RefSeq and is a predicted model, not a curated record. The transcript has 7 exons. Lineage: Eukaryota; Metazoa; Chordata; Amphibia; Anura; Pipidae. Bases 124 to 495 code for a protein of 123 amino acids.